Alternaria atra is the source of this 618-nucleotide messenger RNA. RefSeq lists its product as uncharacterized. NCBI's taxonomy places the organism in Eukaryota, Fungi, Ascomycota, Dothideomycetes, Pleosporales, Pleosporaceae. The transcript has a single exon. The record is from RefSeq and is a predicted model, not a curated record. Bases 1 to 618 code for a protein of 205 amino acids.
AUGCAUAUGUCACUUCCGUACUACUGUCUGACUCUGCCAGAUAUCGUGAUUUCAUGUGCCGAGCUCGAUAGUACCGAUCUUAGGGAUUCAACGAUUUCGCUCUCGCAUCACAAGACGUACUUCCCACUUGUCAUUGAUCAUCAAGGCCAGGAAUCCCAGUGGACAGGUCUUACAACUCGGGAUCGGUCUGCCGCGGCCGGUCAUGAUUUGAUGGAGUCUUCACAAGCUGUUGCACAGUUGGAAACUGAUACACAAACAUACGACCACGACCUAGUACAGCUGUUCGAAGGAAUGCGUGUCGAGGACUACAGGUUCCAAGAUGAUGAGUCUGAUGCUCUGAGUAUAACGACUACUUCUGAAUGCUCGCUGGAUAACGUAGAGAUCACAACGCCGACCCAGGACGAAUAUAGCAAAGCGCAACAGCAAUGUAUCACAGCUAGUUCUCCAAAUGGCGCGGAUAGCCGUCUAGCCCAGGACCACUCUUUCGAAGAACCAGAUAACCACGAAACGCUCCCAUCAGCUCCAGGGAGUCCCUCUAUAACACUGAUCUCGCAAGCUUCCACGUUACUGGUCCUCGCAACAACUCCCAUCCACUGCAGCUCGAAAGUCUAUCACUGA